This is a messenger RNA of Polypterus senegalus (gray bichir), 3459 nucleotides long. Its product is annotated as taste receptor type 1 member 3. Gene Ontology annotation, cellular component: membrane. Lineage: Eukaryota; Metazoa; Chordata; Cladistia; Polypteriformes; Polypteridae. Gene Ontology annotation, biological process: sensory perception of sweet taste; G protein-coupled receptor signaling pathway; sensory perception of umami taste. The transcript has 7 exons. Bases 905 to 3454 code for a protein of 849 amino acids. The record is from RefSeq and is a predicted model, not a curated record. Gene Ontology annotation, molecular function: G protein-coupled receptor activity.
AGCAAUGGUCAUGUCAUAUGGCCCACCGAUAUAUGGCUAUUAGGGGGCCUGAAGAACAAAACCCCAACUGUCAGAUGUCUUGUCUCAAAUCUUUUUUUUGAGCGUUUUCUGAGGGCUGCCAGGAGCCAUUCACAGAAGUAACCUCCCUGGCCGCGGCGCCAGUCAUUCAUAAGAUGCCCACCCACACAACGCCUGACAAUUUGACCGAGUAUUUUUUGAGUAGUAGGGGAAAAUCCACAGGGAUAAUGUGGAAACUCUGAUGAUGGUAGAAGUGAUGCGGCCCCAGGGACACAGGUCCAAAUCAAUGCCCUGUAGUGCCAGCCUAGACUACUAAAUAAUAUAAAGGAUGUAUGAAUGGCACAUGGCAGUGAAAGACAACAGAUAAUGGUCAAAAACAGCAUCUCAAAAUGAGAUCAUCAGCAGACACCAAGCUCACUGCUUGAGGAUCUUGACUGGAUCCCAGGAGGACUACCAUGUCCACCUCAGUGAACUUCCUUAACCUUUGGGCCUUCCCAACCCCAUCUGGACAGGAGCAGUCAUUCACCUCCAAACCUCAACCUCAGCCUCACCGGCAGGAUUCCCCAACUCCAAAUCAAGAUGGCACCCCAGGUCUGCAUUAUCCUGCGUGUUCAUCUGUGGGGCACCUGGGUGCUGUCCAGUCAGAGCAACACAUCUCAGACACACACACAGCUCACACGUGACCACCAGCUCCCACACAUUUGACUAGCCAUAUCCUGGGGCCACUAAACAAAUGCAGCUAAGUACACAUGACAGGUGCACCUGGGGGGUGUGGUGUAUGCACCCAGGCCACACCUCUUUCCAGUCCCACUGGACACACUCUCUUUUGACUCUCCAAAGGUGUCUAUGAAGGGCUGACAGCGGCACGGUGCUCUGGACAGCUGGGAUGCCAGGCUGCUUGUUUAUUGCGCUGCUGAUUUGUCUCCUGGACAUCAUGUCCAUGCAGAAUGACUCCUGCAUCAACGGGAACCUCUCUGCCCAGCUGUUCAGUGAGCCAGGGGAUUACAUACUGGGGGGGCUCUUCCCCAUCUACAGCAGCAUUAUCGACAUGAGCACUAGUGUGAAGCCUGGUCAGUUUAAAUGUCAGAGUCUUAACUGGUACGGCUUCAUCCGUGCCCUGGUGAUGAAGUUUGCUGUGGAAGAGGUGAAUGACAUGAAGGACCUGUUGCCCGGCAUCCGGCUGGGCUUUGAGAUCUUUGACACCUGCAUGGAGUCUGUGGUCAUCAUGCAGCCCUCCAUGCUAUUUCUGAGUGAGCAAUGGACACAGGCCAUUCGGGUCCAGUGCAACUACACCUCAUACCAGACCCGUGCCAUCGCCAUCGUGGGCCCCUCUAACUCUGAGAUGAUGGCCAUCACAGGCAAACUCUUCAGCUUCUUCCUAAUCCCACAGGUCAGCUACGGGGCAACAUGUGACAUUUUCAGCAACAAGAACCUAUACCCAUCAUUUCUCAGGACAGUGCCAAGCGAUAAGCUGCAGGCGAUGGGCAUGGUGAAAGUGGUAUCUCAUUUCAAGUGGAACUGGAUUGCAGUACUUGGCAGUGAAGACGAGUAUGGAAAACAGGGCCUGCGUGAGUUCUCCAAUGCUGCUUCUCAAGCGUCCAUAUGCAUUGCCUACGAAGGUCUGAUCCCCGUCUACACUGACCCUCAGUCGGCCAUUAAUGAAAUCCUUGAUAGGAUUAAGCAGAUGGAAGUUGAAGUGGUUGUUCUGUUCUCCACUGCCAGAACUGCCCAAGCCUUCUUUACACAGGUUAUUAGAAGAGGGAUGAAGAAGGUGUGGGUAGCUAGCAGUGGCUGGAGUAUCUACCAGGAUGUCUCCCUUCUGCCCAACAUCCAAACUGUUGGCACAGUGCUUGGCUUCAUUUACAAGGGCGUGCAGCUUGGCAGAUUUGAGCUAUAUGUCCAGAAGCUCUACAAGCAGUUGAAGAUGGAGCAGAAGAGCAGCUGGUCCAAUGAUAGCAGCCUUCUAGCCGAGUACUUUGGGGUCAGUGGACAAGUCUGCCCUGAAUGCGUCUGCUCCUUCAACCUGAGCGUGCUGAGUCAGCCUCUUGUAAAGCUCACUGCCUUCACCGUCUAUGCAGCUGUCUUAAGUGUUGCACACGCACUGCACCGUUUACUGGACUGCAGUGCCACACGUUGUAAAGGUGUAGAGCAACAGUUUUACUCUUGGCAGCUUCUAAAGCAACUGCAGAACACCUCCUUCCAACUUAAUGGAACUCUGUUCCAGUUCGAUGCCAACGGCAACCCGAACAUUGGCUAUGAGGUCAUAACAUGGGUCUGGGGUGAAACCCCAAUCUUCACAAAAAUUGGAGAGUUCAAUGGUAACCUGUCCAUUCAAUCAGAGUCCAUCCAAUGGCAUACGACUAACAAGAAGGUCCCAGAGUCUCAGUGUUCCAAGGACUGCCAGAGUGGCCAGGUGCGCAGGGUCAAGGGUUUCCAUUCCUGCUGCUUUGAUUGUAUUGAUUGUGCAGCUGGCACCUUUCAGAACCAGAGUGAUGACUUCCAGUGCACGGCCUGCCCACAAGGACAGUGGUCUCUGAUGAGCAGCACUAACUGCUCAUACCCGGUGUACACCCAUCUGGACUGGAGUGACUGUGCAUCUGUGGUCUUACUGUUGUUAACCAGCGCUCUCCUAGUUGGUACAACAAUUGUGACACUGUUAUUUAUCAAGUACUGGCGAACAGCCCUGGUACAGGCGUCAGGUGGGCCUCUUAAUAUACUUAUGCUACUUGGACUGAAAGCCAGUUUCUGUAGCCUGGCACUUUUCCUUGGGAAGCCAAAUGACCUUGUGUGUCGCCUGCAGCAACCACUGACCUCCUUUAUCAGCACUGUGAUGAUGUCUUCCUUAUUAGCUUCCUCUUUACAAGUUACCUGUGUAACAGAGUUCCCGGGGAUAGCUGCCUCCUACUAUAGUCUUGUACGUGGAGUGGCAAGCUGGCUGGUUGUGGCACUGGCUCUCAUUGUCCAGGCUGGCAUUUGUUCCUGGCACAUCCUCAACAGCCCCCUUCUUUCUGUCUGGAUAACAAACAAGUAUGUCCACUUUCUGACUGCCUUUUUGAGAUGCCAAGUGGAUCCUAUGACCACUUUCUGCCUGAUGCUGGGCUUCAAUGGCCUGCUUUCACUGCUGUCCUUUAUGGGCACCUUCAUGACACAAAAGCCAACAAAGCAGUACAACAUGUCCCGUGAUAUCACUUUUGCAGCACUGGCUUAUUGCAUUACCUGGGUUAUCUUCAUCCCUGUCUAUACUGCACUUUCUGAGAUGACAAAGUCUCUGGCUCAGAUGGUGGCCAUCAUUUUGAGUAACACUUGUAUCAUUGCGUCCUACUUCGUUCCCAAAUGCCACCUGUUGCUGUCCAGACCGGACCUCAACACCUCCGAGUACUUCCAUAUCUAUAUUGAGGGUGUCACUCCCAAAAGCACUGAGGAUGAAAGCAAGUAGUUGGA